AUGGCGCUGGAAAUCAAGGAAGAAAUUUUAUCGAAUGAAAAGAUUUUUAGAGGUUUCAGAAAGCAACCAGUUGUUGUGCUUGACCGAUUAAAUAUUAAACCUUUCCUAAAUGAUAGUCGAGUGAGUUAUAAACACAACGUAGUCUCUUCAGAGGCUGAUAGUGGAUCCAUCAAGCCAGACUUGAAUAAGUUGUCACUAUUAUGUUCAGUGGUUUUAGUGCGUGAUGAUUUGGAAAAGUUGAAGUAUGGGAUAAGUAAAAUUGCUAGUAAUAACCCCUAUAAUUCAAGUGCAAGUAAGUGUGGGAUUGUAUAUUACAAUUGCAAUUCUUGCAGUAAAACAUACAAAAGUGUUAAACGAUUGCAAAAUCAUCUGGCAAAGAAACAUAAUACGGUUGAAAAACCCCAGCCACAGAAGCGGGUAAGUUUCUCUGAUCAUAUAAUUGUGCAUGAAGUUCAGGAGUACCACAGAUGCAAGAAAUGCACAAAAAUAUUCACAGGCUAUAAACUUUUAAAGAAGCAUAUAAAGCAGAAGCAUAAGAAACGUAAAUUUUACAUUUGUAACUACUGCUCCAACAAGUUUAUUGACAGAAUAUAUUUCAAAACUCACAUUAAAUUGCAUUGUGAUUCCUGUGGUUUGUUACUACCUACUAAGGCUGAAUAUUUAGAACAUAAACGUAACAUAUGUCGUAAUGUUAAAAUGUACAAUUGUAAGACGUGCAAGGAGAAUUACUUUCAAUUUAUGGAUUUAAAGGACCAUAGCUACGAACACAUCAGUAGCUGUUUCGUUUGUGAUAUAUGUAAAGAUCAGUUUGAAACUAAAUGUGCUGUAGCACACCACAUCUCAUUUUUACAUUCGGACAAGCGUCCAGAAGUAUUAUAUACCCUUCGUAACCUGGGAAGUGAUAGACUUUACCUGUGUAACUUCUGUGAGGAGAGUUCUGUUGAGAAGGAUUUGAUAGAAUCACAUGUCUCUGUUCUGCCUGAUUUAAGCAACCGUGCAAUGACAGGUUACAAAGAUUUUUACUUUUGUGAUCAGUGCUUGAAGAAGUUUGAUAAGGAAACUGAUAUGCUGCAGCACAAGUGGUCACAUUUCCUAAAAACAAGUGACAAUUCUCAAUUAAGGGAAAAUAUUACCAUUAAAGACAAUUUAGUCACAGAAAAAGAAAGCGAUAUUAAUGAGAAUGUGCCUAACACAACUUUACCAAUAGCUGUAGAUGAGAUAAUUGAUACAAAUAAUGAAAAAUCACUAGAACAAGUGUCAAGUUCUAAGCAGAAUUUGUCUGAAAGCAUGCAAAUCCAUGUUGUGGACCAGAAUAUUGUCAUUGACAGUCGAUUAAAAACCUUUCUUGCUAACUCUAUACCCUCGCCAAGCCCACAGCCUUAUAAUAACGAAGCUGUUGGUUUGCACGUUCAACCGAUAGAUUACAUGAACCCACCCAAAAAGGCUAUAGUGGAUCCAAGAUCUAAAAAGACUAUACUAUCAAGGUUUAAUUGUGAGAUCUGUGGAAAAUACUACUCUUCAAACUACACUUUGGCAAGACACAAAGCGACACAGCAUUUCCCGAACAACAAUCUAAGGUGCGACAUUUGCGAAGAAACAUUUGUGUGGCCCUCUUUAUUGCAGUCACACAAUUGUAUUCGUAUGAACAUACCGGAAAUGCCAUUUGAUGAUGCUAGACCGGAAAUACAGUUUGAUAACCUCCAAGGUGCAAGUAAUGGACUAGAGGAAUUAAACAUAGAAGAUGAUGAUUAUGCAGUAGGUGUCGAUUUUGACAUCCCGGCCCCAAUUGUUGAGUUAACCGAAUACGACCAUCAGAUUAUAACAGACCCUAUACCUGAAAAGAUCAACCAUAUCAACGAUUUAAAGUCAUGUGUACAGAGUUUAGGUUAUAAAUUAGUUAUACAAGAAGUACCAAUAGAGUUCUAG
Parnassius apollo (apollo) is the source of this 1926-nucleotide messenger RNA. The record is from the annotation of a GenBank genome assembly. Lineage: Eukaryota; Metazoa; Arthropoda; Insecta; Lepidoptera; Papilionidae.